Molecule: messenger RNA, 843 nt
Organism: Phialemonium atrogriseum
Lineage: Eukaryota; Fungi; Ascomycota; Sordariomycetes; Cephalothecales; Cephalothecaceae
Exons: 5
Coding region: 1-843 (280 amino acids)
Source: RefSeq, a predicted model, not a curated record
AUGGCUCCCCCAAUACGCUUUCUCGUCCUCGUCCUUUUCUCGGUUGGCCUCGCCGCAAAAGUAGGAGACUGGACACUGUCUGAUUUCAGCCGAUAUUGUUACUCAGACACAAGCUGCGCCUACCAUUUCUUGCUCGGCGAGGACAAUCUCAACGGGGUCAACCCAAACGCGAGAUUUGUAUGUGACUUCACCGUGCCCAGCGAGGACGGGAAGCCGGCGAACGAGACGGAUUUCGAGAACGUGCCUUGCCAGCAGGGCCCGCCGUGGUAUCGAGUUAAUGGAGGGUGGAAUCCUGAUGGUUACGUCGUCAUUGUGGUGACAAAUACGGUGGAGAAUGCGUACGCCUUCUUUGGAUACAACGACGUGGAUCUUGAGGGAGGGACUCCGGUUGGGUGGCAGACACAGCCGGCGUUCGAUGUCGGCACCUUUGUUGACAAUGAUAUCGCCCCUCGGCAAGUCGAAGAGAGCCGUGAUUUCUGGGAGGGUUUGGAGCUGCUAAGGCUUCAUCUGGAAUUUCGAAGCUGGGAGAACAAUAAUGAACUUCUCAAUAGCUGUACUAUCAGCCAUGAGGCGUUCGAGGGGAUUGGUGUUGCGACAUGGGCCUUCUAUGACCAGAAGUGCAAUGACAGUGGCUGGUUUAUCUCAUGGGGCUACAACCAUGGUAGUGCCGUUAUGACCUGUGGUCAGAACAUACCUAAUUCAUGCCCCAGUUACGGCAAGUUUACGACAACAUCAAGCGUGCCGAUCGUUACCUUUGCGCAACCCCUCAAGGAUUUCGAGUACUUGGACCUGCUUGUCCUCCCCGAGAUGGCCUUCGUUGGACGUAAUUGGGUGUUCGCUUGA